Messenger RNA from Nannospalax galili (Upper Galilee mountains blind mole rat), 1489 nucleotides. It is a transcript of the gene St6galnac1, whose product is annotated as ST6 N-acetylgalactosaminide alpha-2,6-sialyltransferase 1. The coding region runs from base 1 to 1473 and encodes 490 amino acids. The transcript is spliced from 8 exons. NCBI's taxonomy places the organism in Eukaryota, Metazoa, Chordata, Mammalia, Rodentia, Spalacidae. The record is from RefSeq and is a predicted model, not a curated record. Gene Ontology annotation, molecular function: alpha-N-acetylgalactosaminide alpha-2,6-sialyltransferase activity.
AUGACAAGCAGCCGCACACAGUCAGUGCGAGAGAAAGCUUCUUUGGGUACAUACCCCAGGCCCUCAGCCCGCACCUCUCAAGUGGACAGGAGCGCAGAGGCCAGCCAGGCCCUGAGGCAGGAACAGGGUACCAGGCCCAGCCCAGUAAGGGCAGUGUUACCAAAGAGACAGGAUGAACAGAGAACUCUGGCAGAGAAGGUGACCACUGUGAGGCCUGAAUUAAGGAAGCAUCAGAUCAAGGCAGAAACCAAGGCAAAGAUGCUCUCUCCAGAAAGUCAGGGCAAAAUACUGACCACAGGAGUGUUGUUAACAAGGCUGAGAAAGAGACCCAAGACCACAGAAGCUGCCUCAGCCAAGGAGAAGGCAGCCCAGGCCACUCCACCCCCUACCCCUUUCCCACAUCCCAUCACACAAAGAAGCCAAAGCCUGAAGGCCUCCAACUUCAAGUCUGAACCUCGGUGGGAUUUUGAAGAAAAAUAUAGCUUGGAUGUGGGAGGCCUGCAGACGACCUGCCCCGACUCUGUGAAGGUCAGAGCCUCCAAGUCACCAUGGCUCCAGAAUGUCUUUCUGCCCAACCUCACUCUCUUCCUAGACUCCAGACACUUUACCCAGAGAGAGUGGGACCGUCUGGAGCACUUCGCUCCACCCUUUGGCUUCAUGGAGCUCAAUCAGUCCUUGGUGCAGAAGGUUGUGACCCGCUUCCCUCCGGUGCCCCAACAGCAGCUGCUCUUGGCUGGCCUCGCCCCUGUGGACUCUGGGUGUAUCACCUGUGCUGUGGUGGGCAAUGGAGGCAUCCUGAACAACUCGCACAUGGGCCAGGAGAUAGAUAGCCAUGAUUAUGUGUUCAGAUUGAGUGGAGCUGUCAUUAAAGGCUAUGAACAGGAUGUGGGGACCCGGACAUCCUUCUACGGCUUUACUGCCUUCUCCCUGGUCCAGUCCAUCCUCACACUGGGUAGCCGGGGUUUCCAGCAUGUACCUCUGGGGAAGGAUGUCUACUACCUACACUUUCUGGAAGGCACCCGGGACUAUGAGUGGCUGGAAGCAAUGUUUUUGAAUCAGACUCUGGCGAAAACCAAACUUUCCUGGUUCAGGCACAGACCCCAGGAAGCUUUUCGGGAAGCCUUGAACUUGGACAGGUACUUGUUGCUGCACCCAGACUUUCUCCGGUACAUGAAGAACAGGUUUCUGAGGUCAAAGACCCUGGACACUAUCCACUGGAGAAUAUACCGUCCCACCACAGGUGCUCUCCUGCUGCUCACUGCCCUUCAUCUCUGUGACAAGGUGAGCGCCUAUGGCUUCAUCACCGAGGGCCACGAGCGCUUUUCUGAUCACUACUAUGAUAAAUCAUGGAAAAAGUUGAUCUUUUAUAUAAACCAUGACUUCAAGUUAGAGAGAACAGUCUGGAAGCGCCUGCAUGAUGAAGGCAUCAUAUGGCUGUACCAGCGUCCACAAGCUACAGAAGCCAAGAAUUGAUGGGCGCCUGGGCUGC